AAAUACAAAUGAAAGAAAAUUAAAUAUGGCGGAUAUUUUGUUUUGUGUGUAGUGAAUAUGUUCUGUUUGUUUAAUUAACUUUCCGAUAUAACUAUACAUAUUGCUUAUGGGGCUCUUAAGAGACUUCAAAAAAGGAAGAUGAAUGCCACAAGUCUUUACGUAUCAACGUGUCGGUUAGUUUUACAAGCGGAUACCGAUGAUCCAAAUUCAUGGACAGAUUUAUACAGGCUAGUUCCCUACUUGCGACAAAGUUUAAGUUGUACUGUGUGUUCAAAUUUGUUAAUCGAACCUCAUACACCAACUGAAACUAAUUGUCAACAUCAUGUGUGUCGUGGUUGUAGAGGUGGACGUAAAAAAUUGAAACCGUCAUGUGGUUGGUGCAAGGAUUAUGACAAAUAUGUUGAAAAUGUUCAAUUACGAAUACUGUUACAGUGUUAUAAGAAAUUGUGUGAAUACUUGACAAAUACAAACAUUUAUCGAAGUUUAAUACUUUCAGUGUCCUCCAAUAAAACAGGUAAUAAUGCAUCAGCUAUCGGUGCUAGUAGCCUGAUGGAACUCAUACAAGAGGGUUCUGGCUUUAAAGAUGAAUUUAAAAGUACGGCGGGUCUAUCAAAAUCUGCGUACAGUAUUUUACCAUGUGUUUAUACAAGUACUACCUCAACUCAAACUCAAGGAAAUACUAUACAAAAUUCUGAAGCAGUGUCACAAAGUAUAUCUGAGUCACCUGCCAUUCGUACUGUAUCAAAUGGAUCUUCGAUAUACUCUGUGAUGUAUGCUGGAUCUGGUAACAAAAUAACAAUAAAACGGAAAGCAGCAGCUACAGAUGAUACAGAAGUAGGACAACAGGAUAUGGAUGGAAAUUCACACAGCUCUGUAGGAGGGGUAAAAUGUAUUCCAUCUUCCCACCUUAAAUAUGGGACCCCUUCUCAGAAAAAAUCUUCAAAGGGCAGCAAAUCAUCAGCUUUUAAAAAACCAAGAUCAAAUUCUACUCGAAGUAAAAGAAAAGGAUGUAGAUGUGGUAAUGCUACAGCAAUACCUGGGAAAUUAACAUGUUGUGGUCAACGUUGUCCUUGUUACGUUGAAAGUAAACCUUGCGUUGAAUGUAGAUGCAGGGGUUGUAGAAAUCCUCAUACAGCAGAUGGGUUGAAGAUUCGACCGCAUAUACCUGAGUUACAUAACUUACAAUUACAACUAUCGACUUCUUUGGAUUGUGACACACUAAAUUCAGAUCCUUUAGGAUCAGUGUCACAAUGCCUUUCAACUUCUCCAACAACGAUUCAAGUAUUAAAUGUUUAUUCAACUCCGAGAUUAGAUAUCGACAAUGUUCCACAAAAUCUACCUGCAGCCUUGUUAGUAGGAGAAGAUGCUAUGAUUAGUACCGAAAGCGAAGCCGAAGACAGUGAUAUACAGAUCGACGUGUGACAGUUCAAGCGAUAUUGUCAAUCGUCAUGUACAAUAUAAUAAGGUUUUGUCCGCAGCUUUGUCGUCAAGCAGUGGCAGGCGCCCUUUUCCCGCGAGAGUCAAAUCGAGCGUCCCUGAAUUAUAUUAAUACUUAAAAGGGCCGAACAAGUGUCAAUAUAUUCUCAUUUAUGAAAAUUACGUUAAUGGCCAAUCAGGUAUUAUUUAUCUACUUUUGGAACACGAUGUGAGUUCAUACGAAUAUACAAAAUAUUCGCGAACCUAUACUACUGACAGAGAAUUAGAAAAAUAUUGAAUGUCUCAUUUGUAUUACAAAAUAUUAUAAAGAGUAAAUUAAAAUUUGUUUCAUAUUAUAGAAUCUAUAGUUUUAAAUGGCGUAAAUAUGUAUAAAAAUUCAAAUUGACUUUAUAAUAGAUAUAUGUUUAAAAUUUUGUUAAAAAAUAUCGAAAAAUAUAUGAUAUAUUAUAUCGUAUAAAUCAUAAGGAUAUUAAUGAUUUCUUACCUUUGCGUUUAAACGAGUCAGUAUGACAGUAAUUUUUAACCAAUGAUACGCGUAUCAUUGCUGUACAUAUAUAUAUGCGUACGUAUGUACGUACGUAAUGCGUAUGCAUACAUGUAUAUGUAUUGUUGAUACAUAUGAAUAUGCGACAGGUGGUCGAUGAUACGCGAAUAAUAUACCACAUAUAUAGAUACCUUGUCGAUUUUCGAGUUUUUGAAUUUUGAUUUAUGUGCAAGAUAUAUUUUUGUUAGUGGUAUUGAACUUUUUGAAUUCUGCUUUUAAUUUUACGUAUUUAUCACAGGGCUGUGAAUAGUUGCAGUUAUAUAUACACAUGGUUGAAAUUGCUUCUUUGUGUAAUUAUAAAAAUGAUAGUAUGUCCCACAAUAAAGAUAAUUUCUUUUUGAACAA
Molecule: messenger RNA, 2326 nt
Organism: Bombus terrestris (buff-tailed bumblebee)
Lineage: Eukaryota; Metazoa; Arthropoda; Insecta; Hymenoptera; Apidae
Gene: msl-2
Product: E3 ubiquitin-protein ligase MSL2
Exons: 5
Coding region: 139-1422 (427 amino acids)
Cellular component (GO): MSL complex
Molecular function (GO): ubiquitin protein ligase activity
Source: RefSeq, a predicted model, not a curated record